Messenger RNA from Tachyglossus aculeatus (Australian echidna), 896 nucleotides. RefSeq names its product sperm acrosome membrane-associated protein 3-like. NCBI's taxonomy places the organism in Eukaryota, Metazoa, Chordata, Mammalia, Monotremata, Tachyglossidae. Gene Ontology annotation, molecular function: lysozyme activity. Bases 270 to 785 code for a protein of 171 amino acids. The record is from RefSeq and is a predicted model, not a curated record. Gene Ontology annotation, biological process: fusion of sperm to egg plasma membrane involved in single fertilization. The transcript has 4 exons. Gene Ontology annotation, cellular component: acrosomal vesicle; sperm flagellum.
CCCAGGAGGAGUGUGGUUGUGAGUCCUGGGCUGGAGCGCUCUCGACCUGCUCACCCACUGACCAGCAGCUCUCUGGAGUGACCAGCUCCACCCUCCCACUCCCACACCUCCACUGGGCCUGGCCAGCACUGUUCACCCUGCUCCUCACUGGGGUCCCACUUCCUGGGGCUGAGAACGUUAGGAUUAGGAGGGCCAGCGGAGAGUAGGGUCAGCAGCCAACCUCCUCCCUUCACUUUCCAAGCCUGCGGUGAGCCGGGCGGCCCUCUGGCAUGAAGGCCCUGGCCGUACCCGUCCCGCAAGGAUCCGAGCUCAGGGCCCUGGGCCUGAUGCUGACUCCCUGGAAUGUGGUGCCCGUGCUGCUCCUCUGGGCCGGCUGCCUGCUUGCCACCAGUGAGGCCAAGAUCUAUAGCCGCUGCGAGCUGGCCCGCACGCUGCAGGAAGGCGGGCUGGGAGGCUACCGAGGCUACCAAGUGGCUGACUGGGUGUGCUUAGCAUACUACGAGAGUGGCUUCGACUCAGGCCUGGAGGACCACGAGAUCGACGGAAGCACCAACAAUGGCAUCUUUCAGAUCAACAGCCGCCUGUGGUGCCUGGGCUACCAGGACCCUGGGGCCAACCGGUGCCACCUGCACUGCAGCGACCUGCUGACCGCCAACAUCAAAGACGACAUCGUCUGCGCCAUGAAGAUCGUGCAGGCGCACCGGGGCCUGGAAGCGUGGUCCGCCUGGAAGACCAACUGCGAGGGCAAGGACCUGGCGUCUUGGGUGGAAGGUUGUGACUUGUGAAGGGCUGUCGCCCGCCGGGCCCGGCGCAGCGAGCAGUCCCGAACCGGCCCCGGUUCAUCCCCGGCCCAGCCCCCGCCCCGGGAGCUGCGGAAUAAAAUGCAUUUGAAGAGG